AUGCGACGGUUCUCUCCACAGACACAGACUCUACGUGCCAUGGCAUCUGUGUGGAAUCCCACAUUAUCCCCAUUUCUCUACAUGCACACAAAUCCCCAUACCAGUUCAUCAACAACAACAACAACAAAAGAAGAAGAAGAAAAACAACAACAACGGGAACUAGAAGAAGAGGAGUUUCGUGCAAUGGAUGCCGCACGUGAAGAUGCGGAAAUGCUUCCCAUUGCCUAUAGAUUAGCCGAAAAGGCCGAUGCGCUUGACAAGGAACUGCAAAGAUUAUCAUAUGUGUUGUUUGAAAAGCCGCAACUCGUUGUGGAUACACGUCCAUCUACACUCACAGGAAGACCAACAAGUAUAUUACGAGUUCUGCAGAUGUAUGGAUUGCAGAAUAAUACCCAUUCCACUGUGAAGAGUCCUAAUAAUAAUAAUAAUAAUAAUAGUAAUAAUAAUAAUAAUAAUAAUAAUAAUAAUAAUAAUAAUAAUAGUGUUGGUCCUACUAAUAUGAACAGUCAUUCUACGCAUAGUUCUGUGAAUAGUAUGAAGAUUAGUACUCAUCCACCGUCUGGGUGGAAAAGACCGGUGGGAUCUUCAUCUCCACUGGUGCAAAUAUAUAAGAAAUUACGAUCUUUACUAGAUCCUCGUCGUUCGGUAUUCCAUACGGAAACACAAGAGAAUCAAUUGGCUACACUUACCGCUGAUUUGGAUUAUCUUCGCCGUAUGAAACAACUUCACGCAUUAAAUUAUUACAGUCGAAUGAAUAUGAUCCCCAAACGUCAUAUUUGGCUUGCCCUUUAUGCAGUAUUGUGGAAUAUAAUUAUAGCUGUACAGAAUGCGAUGGGAUGUGUAUUGUUUGGGACCAUGCGUGGAAUACGUGAUCAUGGGAUAAUGAUUGGUCUUUUUCGUGGAAUGGCAACUGGGACUUUACGUGGAUUAUCUUUUCUCUCUUAUGGUUUUCUACUUUCUCCACUUAUUCACAUUCCACGUGGAUUAUGCAAUAGUGUUUAUGGUGUUUGGAAUGCUUUUACAGGCACUCUCUUCUUUGAGGCGAGUUCGGGCCGUUGGCAGUACUGCACCGUUGUGGAUGCGGUGUGGCUGCAGCGGUCCCUGCGAUUAGAGCAGCGGGCCAUUCGCGGCGUGGGGCGAUUGGAGUUUCGCCGUAAGAACAUGCAGCCAGAGGAGAAAUGGAAACAACGACUUAUGAGUAUGGGAUUCUCCUUUGAUAAAGUGUAUAAUAAUAAUAAUAAUAAUAAUAAGAAUAACAAUAAUAAUAAUAAGAAUGGCAAACACUAUCAACAGUCCUCUGCAGGGGAGGAGAUGGACGAUCCGUAUGAAGUCCUGCAGUUAAAGCGAUCCGCCACUCAGGCACAAGUAAAGGCGCAGUACAAAACACUCGCCAAAGUCUUUCACCCAGACGUGGCCCAAAACCAACAACAACAACAACAGACUUAUCAUAAUAAUAAUAAUAAGAAUAAUAAAUAUGGUGGGAAUAAUGAUGCCUGCAGUGAAGAGGCCGCUCGUCAUCGCUUUGCCCGCAUUUCACAGGCCUAUCAAAUUCUCUCAAAUGCCGAAAAGCGACGGGCGUAUGAUCUCGGCGGGGCUCGCGCUCUCCGCCUGCAUGAAAGUCACGCCGGCCGGUUUAUGUCCCGCACGCCGGAGGAAAUGGUCCAGAGUGUCUUUGGUGGGGCCGCCUUCCAACAGACGGUGUUGGGGCCGCUGCUGCGAUCCCACUGGCAUCUCCGCAAUGAGGCCCAGGUGAGUGUCUCACUGCAUGAGUUUGAGGAACUGCAGUGCCUGCGAUGCCGCGAACUCGCCGUGGAGUUGGCGAAGAUAUUAGACGUGCAUGCAAACGCCACCGGCAUGCAAGGCCAUUAUUAUAGAAAACAUCCACAACAGGAUCAACAGCGGGGUGGUCGGGCACGUACGGAAAGUGUGUGUAGUUUGAUGGAUUCUCUCGGUGUGAAUAACGGUAGCGGUAAUGGGGCGACAGCAAAGCGAAAAUCGCAUAUCUCAACAACAACAACAACAACAACAACAACAACAACAACAACAACAACAACAGGAGGAGGAGGAGGAACUGUUGGAUCAGAUGCCUCCUCCUCUUCUUCUUCUUCUUCCCCAUUUGUAUUAACACCUGGAAGUAAUGCGUACAAUAUGUUCUCACGAGACUUUGAAGAGCGAUGUGAUCGAUAUACACGCCGACUAUCAGAAGCAUGUUUUGGGCGAGAGUUAAUGUAUACUGUGGGUCAAUCGUACAUUAUCUCUAGUCAGCGAUUUCUCGGAAUUCAGCCAUUUUACGCCCCGAAACUACAUGUGUAUAAGAAAAUCUUUUCAGGUGUAGAUCGUGUCUAUGCAGCAUUUCGUGAAAAAAUAGAUGACCGUGCGAAAAACAAAGAAUGGCUUGCUCAGAAAGUUAUGAUGGAAUACUUUAGUAUGGAGUUUGAUGCGGUGGUGGCGGAUAUGAGUGUGAUUCUCCGCUACUCCGCACAGAGUGUUCUGCAGGAUAUCACACUAACAGAGGAACAACGAUUACGGCGGUGUUAUGCUCUCUGGUAUUUGGGUGAACAGAUGGUGCGGAAGGGAACACCGUGGACGGCAGCAGCGGCACGUGAUGAUGGGGAAUUAAUGGCAUAUAUACAACAGGCCGCGAACUCGGCAUCUACUACAAGUAAACCAGGGCCAUUCUAA
Molecule: messenger RNA, 2682 nt
Organism: Trypanosoma theileri
Lineage: Eukaryota; Euglenozoa; Kinetoplastea; Trypanosomatida; Trypanosomatidae
Product: chaperone DnaJ protein
Exons: 1
Coding region: 1-2682 (893 amino acids)
Source: RefSeq, a predicted model, not a curated record